Messenger RNA from Candidula unifasciata, 4362 nucleotides. The record is from the annotation of a GenBank genome assembly. Lineage: Eukaryota; Metazoa; Mollusca; Gastropoda; Stylommatophora; Geomitridae.
AUGAAACAUAUCUCCCUUCUGCUGAUCGCAGCCGCUUGUGCUGUACAGUCCGUGUCAGAGGAUGCCGAUGACGCUUGCUGGAUUAACCAAUGCCAAUGCAGCAGAAACUCUUAUGCGCCCUACAACGACGUCACAUGUUUAGUCAGCUCCAUCUCUUCAUCCGAUGACACCAUAACAGCACUGCCCGCCGGAGUCCGAUCGCUGACCUUAACUUGCAGCAGCCCUAGUUGGCUGAGCUUCCUUCCUGUGGGCAUCUUUGAAAAAUUUUCUAAUUUGUCAUCACUAAUUGUUGAACAGUGCAACAUCGUCACCCUCUCUGCAGAAUCUUUCCGGGGAUUAGCGUCAUUGACAAACCUAUCUAUAUACGAAAGCGUUCUGCCGACAUUUCACGAAGACACAUUUAUGCACGUGCCAAAUCUUCAACAUAUAUGUAUCGUCUAUUGUAACAUAAGCAUAUUACCGGACAUUUCCCAUUUGAAAUCUUUAAUAUCUCUCAAUGUUUCCCAUAACAAAAUUAACCAUAUCGAGGUCGCAUCACAAAGUGCUUCCGGUAAGGAAGCGAAUCUCACCAAAAUUGCUUCCGGCUAUGAAAUGAAUCUCUCAGAAGAUGCUCCCCGUAAGGGAACGAAUCUCUCAGAAAGAGACUCGACCGACUCCUCGAAAAGAAAUGAUUUCACGGAACUGAGGAUGCUUGAUCUGAGUUUUAACACUAUGAGCUCAUUGCCUGUCAGUCUACUGGAAAGAACACCGUACCUCCAGGAGCUUUACCUCACUGGCUUGUCUUUGACUCAUUUUGUGAUCCCAGAAAGUAUUCGCCUCAAAGAUCUGAUUUUUUUGGAUGCUGGGCAGAACCCUCUACAGGUUGUAGACUUCCAUAGAUCUGCGCUUACAAGGCACAGGGGGACUCCCCUGAGCUGCGAUGGACUGUCGAACUUAGUCAACCUGGAGGAGCUUGCACUCAACAGCUUUAGCGGAAAAAAAAAAAAAAACUCUACCGUGCUGGCCAGGCUGAACUUGAUCAACAAUAGUCUGACCACAGUAGACAUUGGAGCACUUCCCACUUUACGAAAUCUGCAUUUGUCUAAAAACAGAAUUUCCCAUUUGAGCAGCCUGACAUUCACGAACCAACUUAAUUUAUUGCUAGUAAACUUCUCUGACAACCAAAUUCAAACGCUGCCUUCCGAUUUAUUUCAAAACAACCAUCAUAUAGUCGCUAUAGACUUUGCUGGUAACCGUUUAGAGCGUUUGGAGAAUGGUACUUUCAGUAGUCUUAAUGAGUUGUCCUACUUAGAUCUGAAAAAUAAUUUGCUUUCUUAUCUCCCUUCAACACUAUUUAAAGAUCUCUCCUCUAUGAUGUAUUUAUACCUGAGUGGUAAUCGAAUAAACUCGCUACCGGAGCUCUCAUACAUGACUGGACUUUACACUCUGGAGGUUAGCAACAACCAACUUUCAACACUUGAGCCACGACAGCUAGCGGGAUUAGACAGACUGGGAUCGUUACUCAUGAAUGACAAUAAGUUAAAAGUCAUUCCACCAAAUCUCUUCAUAGAAUGUCCAAGUCUUCUACAAGUAUAUCUUCAUAACAACCAGAUAUCCGACCUUGGAUCACUAGGUACGCAUCCGAAGUUGGCCAUCCUUACAUUAGACAACAACCAGCUGACAAAUUUUAUUGUAGAGUCGCCAUUUAUUAGCUUGAGAAAUUUGCAGUAUUUGAUGCUGAAUUCAAACAACAUUACCAGGUUACAAGCAAACACUUUUCCUUCGUCUAUCGUGACAUUAUUUUUAGACAGAAACAACAUACAAGUAAUAGAUCACGGAACUUUCGAAGGUCUCAGUCGGUUAAGCUACCUUUCAUUAAGGGGUAACGCUGUCGUCUUGUCCAUCCCUCUGAACGUAGUCAAUGUUUUCAAAACAAAUGCUCCAAAACCAACUCUCCACAUUGAAGGAAACGUCCUCUUGUGCGACUGCCAGUUGAGCUACCUGAAGAUAAUAGCUGAAAAUGCAACUUCAUUUCCCGUGUUUGCAAUGUAUUAUCCCCAGUUUAUAGGCCUGGACAAUUCCUAUUGCUACACGCCUUACUGGGGUGAGGUAUUUCGACCGUUUACACAAGUUCCCUUGAGCCAGUUUGUGUGCGACUAUACAGAAACAUUGUGUGGUUUCAACUGCGACUGCUGCUAUCAGAACACUUCAUGUGAUUGCCUGGUGACUUGCCCCAGUGAGUGCAAGUGUAUCGAAGGAGGUUCCGGGUUUACGAGGAUUUAUAUAAGCAUCCUGUGCAGCAAUUCAAAUCUGCGCCAAGUGCCUUACGGGAUACCUUCGACAACUGCGUUGCUGUAUUUAGACGGAAACAAACUGAGUCACUUGUCAAAGCAGAAUUUUAGUUAUUUUCGAGAAACUGAGGAACUCUACCUAAAUAACAGUGCUAUUCAGUCUAUCGACAUGGGAACUUUUGAUGAUAUCCCCAAACUGAAGAUACUAUUGCUAAAUGAUAAUUUACUAACGACAAUUCCGGAAAACCUCUUUGGAAACAUCAGCGAGUUAAAAGAAAUCUACUUACAUAAUAAUUUGAUUAACAGUGUAUCCCCUGUGGCUUUUUCAUCUCUGCCAUCUAUUGAGACAAUAACCUUGCAUAACAACAAGUUAGUACUGCUCACUUCGGUACCUCAGCUACCACAUCAGUUGUCACUGACCUUGUCCGGUAACCCUUGGUCAUGUGAUUGCAACGUCAUCAAGGUCACACUUAGAGUCAUCUACAAACUUAGCCAGGUAAUCAAAGAUGACGACAAACUGUGUUGCCUUGUUUACAAUGACACGCACCACAACUUAUCUGACACAGAUGUGCACAGUCAAACAAGUCCAGGAGCUAAUGAGAGUGCUACGAUUUCUACUGUCGGGUCCGCAAGAGAAGACUCAGUGGGUAUGCUUUCUGAUGAAAUCAAAUUACCCACUUCUUCUAAUUUGAGUAAAUCAUGUUUCUCCCUGCUUCGUUUCAAUUACGAAGAUUACUGUAGACCGAUUGUAUCAAAUUCCAGUAUUUUGAUACCGGUAGCCAACUCAGGUUUACAACCCGGGUUCAUAGCACUUAUCGUUAUCACUAUCUCACUUUUCCUGGUGGCGUUUGCUGUGAUCUUUGUAUUGUGGAAACGUCGUGAGAUUCAGGCCUGGGUUUUCGUCAAGACUGGAGUUCGAGUCCUCGAUAAAAAGGCAAAACUGGACAAAGAAGACGCCGGCUCCAAGGUGUUUGAUGCCUUUAUCUCACACAGCAGUGCAGAUGUGGGUUUUGUGGCGGGAACUCUUGCACCGGCACUGGAGCAAGGGCACAGGAAAUAUCGCUUGUGCAUCCAUUACCGGGAUUUUCCAGUGGGACGAAACAUCACAGACACCAUUUGCAGGGCCAUCGAGAACUCCAGCAGGACUGUGCUGAUUCUGUCCGUGCAUUUUCUCAACAGCGAGUGGUGUCGGUUCGAGUUUCAGACCGCUCAUCAUCACAUCUUGAGUCAAGGCAACCACAGACUCAUCAUCAUUCUUCUAGAGGACAUCCCUGAAAAUUUGCUAGACCCUGACCUCAAGGUUCACAUGAAAUCUAACACAUAUCUAAAGUACGGUGACCCCUGGUUCUGGGAAAAGUUCUAUUUCGCCAUGCCUUCUAUUAAAGACAGACCGGACGACAACGAGGCCCAGCGUUUGGACGUGCUACAUGGCAUGAGGCUUCUUGCGGGCGACGAUGGCGUAGAAGAAGACGCCCAUGUUGAUAACCAAGACAAUGAGAUCAGAUUUGAAUUUGGAAUGGAUUUAUUUGAUCAACCCCGGAUGAGAGAUUUACAAGAUCACGAAAACGGGACAGAAGACAACAGUUCCAACUGUCACCAUAAACCAGCAGAGAAUCCCGUGAUUAAGACGCUGCAGUACAUGGCCGCCCGCCUAACAGGAAAUGACGUCGAUGCUGUUAUUGAUAGCUUUUCAGAAGUUCCUGGUGAUAAAGAAUGUGUUGGAAACAACAAUGUCUGUUUAGCAGAUAGUCUGGGAAGCUUCAGUGUAGACAGGGUAUUCUGUCCGGAAAAGAAACAUUUACCUGGGACAUUGGAUUUUCUAAGUGAUCCUGAUUAUUGUGUUGAUACGAACAGUACGAAUUGUCGAGAUAGAAAUCGACAUCCCAGUAAAAGCAGCAUAUAUAGUUUAAAUGAUGAAGCUAAAGUAAAGUUUGACAGAACAGUGGAUGUCAGAAGGACAUCGUCAGUGAUGGAGGAAGAGAAAGACGAUGGUAACCCUAACAUUUACAGAAACGAUAGCCGGUGUAGAGAGACAUUAGGCUGUCAGGAUGACGAUGAAGACGAGACGUGUCUCCAUACUAUCUAUGAUUGA